Molecule: messenger RNA, 907 nt
Organism: Rubroshorea leprosula
Lineage: Eukaryota; Viridiplantae; Streptophyta; Magnoliopsida; Malvales; Dipterocarpaceae
Source: the annotation of a GenBank genome assembly
AAAUUGAAACCUGUUACAGCUGGACUCUGGCCAUAAUACUCAUGGUUCUAGUAUUUGUAGGAUAAAAGGAGUGAAGGCAGACCCAGUGGGCUAGUAAUACAAGUUGUUAUAGUUAUCCACCCAACUCCUAUCCUGGUGCUUGACUAAGGGACGAAUAAUUUUUUGUGGUGCUUAAAUUAGACUGUUCUCUGCUAUAUGCAGCUUGCUGUGUUGUUGCCAAAGAUACUGUUGGGAAGCAAAUUUCUAUUGCAUUUCUGGAACGCAUGAAAGCAGACUUUAAGAAAAGAUAUGGGGGUGGAAAAGCGGAUACUGCUACUGCCAAGAGUCUCAAUAAGGAGUUUGGGCCAAUUAUGAAAGAACACAUGAAGUACAUUAUUGAACAUGCUGAAGAGAUUGAAAAGCUUUUGAAAGUGAAGGCUCAAGUUUCAGAAGUUAAAAGUAUAAUGUUGGAGAACAUUGACAAGGCUCUUGAGAGAGGGGAAAACCUAACGACUCUAGCUGACAAGACAGAGAACUUACGUAAUCAGGCCCAAGAAUACAGGAGACAAGGGACACAAGUCCGCCGGAAGAUGUGGUAUCAAAACAUGAAGAUUAAGUUGGUUGUUCUUGGAAUAUUGUUAAUGCUAGUCCUAAUAAUCUGGCUCUCCAUAUGUCAUGGAUUUGAUUGCACCAACUAGCAAUUCCUGCACUCUCGGAGCUCUAAAAUUUUGUGUUAUACAGCAGUCAAGUACUCUUCUUUAAACACGAAUAGAGAGACACCGCCAAGAAAAAGAGAAAUUGUCCCAUUAGUUUUUAAAAUAGUGAUCUUGUAUAAAAACUACAUCAAUUUCUUGUUUCCAAACUGUAUCCUUAAUUCCUUAUCUCUUUUUUGAUGUAUAAAUUUGCUCAAGAAAGUGCUUUUCACUUC